This is a messenger RNA of Leptopilina boulardi, 2676 nucleotides long. RefSeq lists its product as uncharacterized. Gene Ontology annotation, molecular function: odorant binding; olfactory receptor activity. Gene Ontology annotation, cellular component: plasma membrane. Gene Ontology annotation, biological process: detection of chemical stimulus involved in sensory perception of smell; sensory perception of smell. The record is from RefSeq and is a predicted model, not a curated record. The transcript is spliced from 10 exons. Lineage: Eukaryota; Metazoa; Arthropoda; Insecta; Hymenoptera; Figitidae. Bases 161 to 2602 code for a protein of 813 amino acids.
UGGUAAUAGAACACCUUUUUUUUUGUAUUAUAUUUCUCGCAUCGAAAAUUGCUCACAAAUUAUUUAUUAUCUGAUAAGGGGAGUGAGAAAAAUAUUUUUCAGAAUAUAUCAAACAUAAAAAAAAUUUUUUGUUCCAAAAUUAUAUCAAUCAAGAUAGAUAAUGUCUGACAAUAAUAUUAAUAAUGAAGAAAAAAUUUAUACAGGAGAAAUUUCCUAUACAUUACUUAAAUUAUCUGGAAUAUGGGAACCAAUUGAUUGUACUUCAAUGUGGAAAUUAAUUGUUUAUCGUUUCUAUACCAUGUGUUCUCUAUUAUCAUUUUUUGCAUUUGCUUUUUUUUUAUUUAUAUUUAUGAUUCUAGAACAUGAUAAUAUUGAAACUUUGCCAUUGACUGUUUUAUAUUUUUGCACAAUUUUUGCCGCAUUCAUUAAACAAAUUAUUAUUGCUAAAAAACGAAAAAUAUUUAUAAAAACUGAUGAAAUGUUUUUAUCGGAAAUGUGUCGAGCUUAUGAUAAUCAUGAAAGUGAAAUAUUGCAAAAUUGUUCCCGAGCGGGAAGGAAUAUUUCGAUUUAUUAUUUAAUAUUGGUAUCUACUACAGCAAUAAUGGCAAUGUCGUUACCAUUAGCUUCAUUACCAAAUAAAAUUCUUCCUAUAAAAUAUUGGUUUCCAUUUUCAAUGGAAUCAAAAAUUGUUUAUUCUAUUGCAUAUUUCCAUCAAGUUUUUGGUUUAAAUAUGAUAAUAUUUGUCUGCGUUGGUACUGAUGCUUUAGCAUUAACUGUGAUGUUACGUAUUUGCGCCCAAUUGGAAAUAAUAAUUUAUCGUUUAGAUUUAAUUUCUCAUAAUGGAAAAAUUAAUAAAUUUAUUUCUAUUAAUUAUAAUAAAGAAGUGGAAAUUAUCAAUUGCCUAAAGCAUCAUCGUCAUGUUUAUUCAAUUGGUCAAAAUGUAAAUAGACAAUUUGGAACUGUGAUUUUUGUGCAAUUUUUCGUUUCUAUGAUUGAAUUAUGUGUUAUUAUUUACUAUUUGUCAAAAAUAAAUAUAAACAAUGGUGACAGUUGGUUGAUGAUAUCUGCUUUAUCGAGUUACACUUUUCAAAUAUUUAUGUAUUGUUUUUAUGCAGAUAAAGUGACGGAAAAGAGUUUAGAUAUUGGACUUGCAGUUUAUUCAAUAAAUUGGGAUGCAUUAACAAUGAAUACAAAAAAAAGUCUUGUAACUAUUAUGAUGCAAACUACACGGCCAAUAAAAUUGACUGCUGCAUCAGUUAUUGUCAUGUCAUUAGAAACUUUUAUGAAAUUUUAUUUGAGAAAAAAAAAUUGUAGAGAAAACUUUUAUUUAGAAAAUAUGUACAAAGCACAACUUUCAUUGAAAAUUUUAUCAACUGCCGGUUAUUGGAGACCAAUUAAAUUGUCCUAUUUUUUUAUAAUUUUUUUAUACAAUAUUUAUAGUAUUUUAAUGACAUUUCUUGUUUAUUCAUUUGACAUAUCACUGUACAUGUAUCUUAUUCUUCAUUCACUUAAUAAUAUUGAUGAUUUUGCUGAAACAUUAUGUUUAUUUUUAUUAAUUUUAGUUGUUUGUGUUAAAUUGACAAAUUUUUUAUUAAAACGCAAUGAAAUAAUCAAUUUAAUACAAAUGAUGGAGAAAGAUUAUUUUUUACCACGUGACAAUGCUGAGGAAAUAAUUCAACAAAAUUAUGAUUAUUUGUCAAGAAGAAAUACGUGGUUAUUUUUAAUUGGAAGUUUUUGUACAAUGACAGCAUUAACACUUGGUGGAUUGGCAAGAGGAAAAAAUGUUGUGUUACCAUUUAAAACAUCAUUGCCAUAUGAUAGGAAUGGUAAAAUUACAUUUUGGCUAACAUAUGUGAGUCAAACAUUAAGCCUUUAUAGUUCAGGUUUAACAAAUGUUGGUGUGGAAACUUUUGUCAUGGUAAUUAUGCUGCAAAUAUGUUCACAACUUGAAAUAAUAUAUCAUCGACUUGAAGCAUUGCCUCAGUUAUAUAAUGAUAAUAAUAAUAAAAAUAAUAACAAAAAUAAUAAUGAUGAUGAAAAUAAUUAUAAUAAAAAUAAUGAAAAUAAUAAUAAUAUAAAUAAUAAUAAGAAUAAUUAUAACAAUGUUGAAAGAACAUUGUGUUCUUUAAAAAUUGAAGAGGCACGAAUUCUCGUUGAAUGCGUCAAGCAUCAUAAUUAUGUUUAUCUAUUUAGUGAAAAGCUAAAUGAUAUUUUUAGUGUUGUUUUUGGAAUUCAAUUUAUUGGAUCAAUUACAAAUAUUUGUACACUUAUUUAUAGUCUAUCGACAAAAAAUUCAUUUAAUGAUAAAGUUCUUGCUCAGGGAUUAUUGUUACCAAAUGUCAUUUUUCAGACUUUUAUUUAUUGCGUUUUUGGCAAUGAAGUUAUGUUAAAAAGUUUAAAAGUAGCGGACGUAAUAAGUAUGAUCGAUUGGACAAUGUUAACAAAACAAUCAAAAAAGGGACUUCUUUUAAUUGCAAUACGUGCUAGAAAUCCAAUAAUUAUAACAGGUGGAUCAUUCAUUCCCAUGUCACUCAACACUUUUGUUGCCAUUUUAAAAGCAUCUUAUACCUCGUACAAUCUACUGAAAAAUUCAAGAACCUAGUUAAUAAAUUAAUAAUUAAUCUUUAGAAUUACUUCGAUUUAAUUGAAGUAUAAUUAAACUUUUUAAAUAAAUAA